Molecule: messenger RNA, 2195 nt
Organism: Solanum pennellii
Lineage: Eukaryota; Viridiplantae; Streptophyta; Magnoliopsida; Solanales; Solanaceae
Product: kinetochore protein NUF2 homolog
Exons: 13
Coding region: 618-1979 (453 amino acids)
Biological process (GO): attachment of mitotic spindle microtubules to kinetochore; kinetochore organization; meiotic chromosome segregation
Cellular component (GO): Ndc80 complex; kinetochore
Molecular function (GO): protein-containing complex binding
Source: RefSeq, a predicted model, not a curated record
UUCCUCUCCUCUCCAAAAAAUCAGCCGCCCCUCUCCUCUCCAAUUUUCCGGCGAACAGAGGUAACGACGCCCCACCCUCUCUUCCCAGCCGCCGUCCCUCCUCCUUGCCUCCCCCUUGCUCUUCUUCCUCUACUCCUCUUUAGCGUGCCACGCAGCUCCAACCAGCAGCGACUAGUGAGAGAGGGCAGCGAAGCAGCGUUGCAACCGGAGACAACCGCCAGCAGCCAGCCUGAGCCGGACAACGCUGUUUUCUCUCUUCUCUUUUCCGGCGAACCCCACCAGCAGCAGCGACCGUCGAGGACCAGCGCGAAGCAGCAACUUGGGUAAGGAGCCAUCAGCGAAAACCUGCAAACAAAUAGCUCCAACAGGAAGUAUCAGCAACUCCGGUGAGCGCAAUAUUAAAAGCAGCAACAGCAGCUCAAAACAGCUCUGGCCAAGCAAGCUCCGGCGAAGUCCAAAAUUUUGGAUUGGUGGAAGACGGAUCUGUCUCCGGCCACUCACACUCAGGAAGCUCAACAUCUAAAAAAGUUAAUACAAGAUUAUACUUCUUCUUUCAUCAAAGUAGGAGAUAAGUUGAACCCUAUUCAGAAAGUGGUGAUUCGCAAAAGAAGAGUGAAAUGUCGAGAUUUGAUUACCCAACACUCCCCCGACAAGACAUCAUCGCUGUAUUAGGGGAAGCUCAAAUAGCGUCUGUCUCCGACGAAGAUCUCAUCAAACCCACUCCUGACUUUGUCACUAAACUCUACUCCAGCAUUCUUCUCCAUAUCGAUACUCUACAGGAUGAUCAUGAUCAGGUGGAUUUCUCCGCUCUGGAACACCUUGAGAACCCGGAUCUUCAUGUCGACUCUUUUCGGACUAUUAAUUUGUUUCAUAAGAUAAGGAACAUGUUAUCUGCUUUGGGUUGUCCAGAGAUAUUUACUCUAAGAGAUUUGAUCAAGCCUGACCCUGAUCGCACCCGCUUCUUUGUCGGAGCCAUCCUCAACUUUUGUCUUCACAGGGACACUAAAUUAAAUGCUAUAAGGCCGAUUGUGGAAGAUCUGACUCUCAUUGAUGAACAACGACUAGCUCUGGAGGCUAGAAUAUCUCAGUUAAAUGAAGAGAUUGCAGUACAAAAUGAAUCAAGAGAAAGGGAGAUGCCUUUGGUUCAAGAAAUAGAUUCUACUGUUAAGGAACUGAGGCAAACAAUUUCUGGUCUUAACAAUCACCAAAUGUCGUUGAAGGCCUCAAUAAGAAAACUUAAGGAAAGGGCUAAAGAGAUAGAUGAAAAGAUUUCUAAUGCAGACUUUGCAUUGGUACAAGCUGUUCAUGACAAUGCCAAUUUGCGUUCUAAGAUUGUCCAAUCACCAGAUAAGCUUCAGAGAGCACUGGAGGAAAAGAAAUCAUUUCAAGCUGAGAUAAGGAAUGCUGAAAGAGCAGCAAUGCAGUCUUUUCAAGAUAAAACAGCAAUUCUUGAGGUUUAUACAAAGGCUUACAAGAAAAUGUCCAAGAACUUCAAUCAGAUGCAGGCUAUACAGGAGCAGGUUAAUUCAACUAAAUCUAUUGAGAAAGAUGUUAAGGUUCUCAAACUAAAGCUGAGUGAUGAAGAAGUACAGGAAAAGUCCCUUGAAGCUAAAUUAGUAGAAAGGCAAGGAAAAGCGGACCAAUUGGAAGAAUUAAGAAAGCAAUUAGAGAAAGAAAAAAAUCUUAGUUUUGAGGAGGCUAACAAAGAAUUGAAAAAUGUUAAGUUGGAAGUGGAAUCAAAGAGGCAUGGUCUUGAAGCAAGGCAAAAUGACUUGGAAGGUGUACUUGCAGAGGCGGAUGCAAUAACUGAAAGAAUUAACUCAGUAAGGGAGUCUGGAGCAUUAAAAUGCCAAGAAUUGGACCGUAAUUGCGAGGAAGUCAUAGCAGAGUUUUAUCGCCACUCAAGCUCAAUCAAAGACUUGCUACCGGACAUUGAAGUGGACCAGGCAAGUGUUGAGAAAAAAGGAGUUGAUCUUUAGCUAUAUCUUACUCUUCUAUGUCUUCUUAUUUAUUAGAAAUAUUUUAUUUUUUAAUAUUAAUAUUAGAAGUGGGAGUUUAAGAGGACGAACGCUGUAUUCACUAAAUGUAAAAAAGGUAGUAGGAGCUGUACUCUUUUCUUGAAUAGUUUUGGACCUAUUUGAUUGUCAAUUGUAUUAUUAUGUUUCUCCAUGUAUUUCACUUAACUUUACCAAGUA